This is a messenger RNA of Myotis daubentonii (Daubenton's bat), 2953 nucleotides long. RefSeq names its product dihydrofolate reductase (gene DHFR). Gene Ontology annotation, biological process: folic acid metabolic process; tetrahydrofolate biosynthetic process; dihydrofolate metabolic process. Gene Ontology annotation, molecular function: dihydrofolate reductase activity; NADP binding. The record is from RefSeq and is a predicted model, not a curated record. NCBI's taxonomy places the organism in Eukaryota, Metazoa, Chordata, Mammalia, Chiroptera, Vespertilionidae. Gene Ontology annotation, cellular component: mitochondrion.
GAUGGCCACAAUUUGGCGCCAAGCUCAGUUCAAAGUCCCUGUGUGGCUAGCAAGCUCCGAGGUUUUUGGUGCCGCCGUCAUGGUUCGUACUCUCAACUGCAUCGCCGCUGUGUCCCAGAACAUGGGCAUCGGCAAGAACGGAGACCUGCCUUGGCCCCCGCUCAGGAAUGAAUUCAAGUAUUUCCAAAGAAUGACCACAACCUCUUCAGCAAAAGAUAAACAGAAUUUGGUGAUUAUGGGUAGGAAGACCUGGUUCUCCAUUCCCAAGAAGAAUCGGCCUUUAAAGGACAGGAUUAAUUUAGUUCUCAGUAAAGAACUCAAGGAACCUCCAAAAGGAGCUCAUUUUCUUGCCAAAAGUCUGGAUGAUGCCUUAAAACUUAUUGAGGAACCAGAAUUAAAAAAUAAAGUGGAUAUGGUUUGGAUAGUAGGAGGCAGUUCCGUUUAUAAGGAAGCCAUGAGCAAGCCCGGCCCUCAGCGACUCUUUGUGACAAGGAUCAUGCAGGAAUUUGAAAGUGAUACAUUUUUCCCAGAAAUUGAUUUGGAGAAAUAUAAACUUCUCCCAAAGUACCCAGGUGUUCUUUCUGAUGUCCAGGAGGAAAAAGGCAUUAAGUACAAAUUUGAAGUAUAUGAAAAGAAUGAGUAAUGUGAAGGUGUUGUCUGAUUCAUUUCAAGUUGUUCCCCAUCCCCUCCAAACAAUUAUGUAUUUAACAUUAGAGAAAGAUAUUUCUGUUACUUAGAUCUGUGGAUAAUUAUUUCUAAGCAAUGUAUUUCUAUUAAUUAGUUUUAAUCUCAACCACAACAUUUGUGAAACAUCUGUUGUUGUAACUGUCUGAAUCCUCAAGAAAUUCUGAGGAUUAGGUCCCUAGCACCUGCCUAGGGUAAUAUAUGCCAAGAAACCACAAUGGGAGAAUCCCCUGGUAGCAUUAGUUACCUAUAAAGAAAGGAGCUGGCCAAAUUUGUCCAAAUGUCAGAAAUGGAUUGUAAACAGAAGAAUUAGAACUUAGAUAUUAAAAGAGAAGUAGAUCAAUCAAAACAGGGACCAGAAUUACUCUAUGCGUAUCACACUUCUGAAAAAAGUUCUCUUCACUCAGAGAAUCACUAAGUUGAGAACUACAGUAUAUUCCAUAGGGAUAGUAAGAAGCAGGUAGGAGACUACUUUUUUGAUAAUUAAAAGAAAAGGCCUGAGACCUUUAAAAACUCUGUUUGUAAUCUUGGGUGAGAUGCCAUGGGAUGUUACAAUGAUUAAAUAAGAAUAAGCUGCUCUUCACACACAAAAGGUAAUCUAAUAACAAGCAUAUGGCUAAAAUUAAAAGUUAAAAGAAACCAAAAUUAGUAAGUUAGAAAAUAAACUUCACAUAAUUAAAACAUGUUUUAUCCCUCAUGUUAAUAUUUGGAUUUUUAGGUAUCCAAAGAAAUAGCAUUUUUUGCCUUAUAAAUUGGCUCAAAUUUUUUUAGGGUAAAAGUUAACGAUAUCAAUUAAAAUUCAAAAUAACCUGGAUUUGGGCACAGAACCUCUAGAAAUUAAUCCUGAACAAAGGGAUGGACACAAGAGUAUUUGUUGCACCUUUUUUUAAAAUUUGAAAUUAUGCUGUAACUGUUGACAGAUAGUAUCCGCAGUUGGGUGCAUUAUUUUUAUGCAUUAGGUAUGUCUAUUAUGAUUCAGUUUUUUGAACUAUUAUGGGCUUAGUUUCAUGAAAAAUUAAUUAAGAUAAUAAAUUGAGCCCUUUACAUUCAGCAGUAGAAUUGGGAUAGAGAACAUCAGGAGUAAAAAGGAAUUUCCUAAAAAUCUUUCAUAGAGAAAAAAAAAGAUCACACAGAAUAGAAAUCAGUUCUGCAUAAGACUUAGAAACCACAAGAAAAUAAUGGAGCUCUCUGCAAGGAACAUAAUCAGAAAAUUAUUAGUAUCCAGAAUUUUUAGAACUCAUAUAUUAAUAAGAAAAAGAAGCAAGCCAUUCAGAGAAGAGGAAACACAAAUGUCAUAAAUACAUGCACAGACAUGCAUUCCCACUAGUAAUUGAGGAAAUGCACAUUAAAACUGCAAAAGGGAACCAUCCCAUGUGCACCAGAGGUGGCCUUCUCACCAGUACUUCACACUAAGCCUUUUAAAAUGCUGACGAGAUUUAUUAAGAAUGAAGAUGCACACACCCUUUGACCCAGCAGUUUUGCGCACAGAUAAAUACCAAGAUAAGACCUACAUAUAUAUCAAGAGAUUUGUAGAAAUAUGCUGCAGCCUUGUUUGUAACAGUGAAAAACUAAAAACAACCUGAAAGGCCAGCGACAGGAAAAUGCAUACAUGACUGUCUUAGAUUGGGUUUCCCCCAAAAGCAGAUCCCAAGACUAAAAUUUAAAUGCAAGCACAGGUUGGUAUAUGGAAAAGUGAAACUGGGAAGGGAAGCCAGUUCAAGGUCAGUGAGCCGAUUCCCACUGGGUAACAAGCUGGGUACUGCUGGGAUAUCUGGGAAAUGGAGGGGAAGAGAACUGGAGUAUUUAUCCCCUACUCAUCAUUGUUUGAGGGCUGUUCACAGGGUCACCCAUUCCCUGCCCUCUGAUGGGCUGAGCAUACUUCGGCUCUGGCUAGAGACCCAGUGUUUGCAUUAAGAAGCUACUGACAAGCACAGGACCAGUGAAUGCUAAACACCUAAACCAAUUCCAUAUGUUUAUGAUUAACUAUGUGUGUUAAGAUCGUCUUACUUUUUAUGUAGUAAAAAGUAUAAAGCCACACAUAGUUUCUUAAAUAUUUUACAGUGUAAAAAAAUACAGAAGCAGAAAGACCAAUUAGAAGUUCAGGUAAGAGAUAAUGGCAACUUGGACCAAGGGGUUGAGUAUAGUGAAGAAAUUGUGAUUCAGGAUAUAUUUUUAAGUUGGAGGUAAUGGGAUUUUCUGAUAGAGUUUGAUUUUAAUUUUGGACCCACCAAAUUUGAGAUGCUUGGGAGGAAAGAAGGCAGGAGAGGGG